Molecule: messenger RNA, 1027 nt
Organism: Hyalella azteca
Lineage: Eukaryota; Metazoa; Arthropoda; Malacostraca; Amphipoda; Hyalellidae
Product: pectinesterase inhibitor 10
Exons: 2
Coding region: 269-1027 (252 amino acids)
Source: RefSeq, a predicted model, not a curated record
GUAUAGGCGUUGAAGUGGGUGGUUGUGCGUUCCAUCAUCUCUUAGCCGGCAUGGCUGGGGCGACUUCGAAGAAACUCUGCUUACGAUUUUAGACCGAUAGAUGACGUUCUAUCAUGAAAUCGUGUUUGUUAAUUUGGGAGUGAAGAAAAACGAUCUUAUUUGCCUGUUUUGCUUGGUUGAGUGACUUAGGCUUACUUCUAAAGUCGAAACACAGAAUUAAUCAUUUUCAUCCGAAGUUGCCGUCAUCUACGACAUCAUUGAGACCGCGAUGGUGGGCGAGAUGGCGCUGCUGCCGCCGAGAUCCUCACUCGAUCUGAGUGUCGGGGGGCAGCAAGUAACUGUCGAUGACGGGGACCUACUUGCUCCACUCUCCAGUCCCCUCACGGUCAAGCCCCUCGAUGGAGAGUGCAUUUACGAGUGCAUUGGUAUCGUACCGUCCACCGUAACGCCGUCCACAGGAGCGAGUGUGUCCGUCCAAGAACUGAAAGCCAAUUGGGAAUUACCGCCUCCUCCGGACUGUGCUCCCCCGCCACCUCCUCCAUUUACUAACACUUCCUCAGUACCUACCUCGUGGGAUCCUCCAUCUGCUCCUCACGAUCCCUCUUUCUUCCCCGACCCUCCACCUCCGAUCGCAAGCACAUCGUCUUUCUCUACCCAAACGGACAAAACAUCUUUCAAGAACAACUCAAAAUCCAAACACAAAGCCAACGUUUCACAACCAACGAACAUUACAAAUGACAGAUUGGCUGCAGAAGACGUGCCUGAAAAAUUCCACCCGAAUGGGGUAAUAGUUGAGGAUGGAGACUUGAUGUGCGAAACUGGGAGGAGUCGGUCGGUGAUGGGAGGGGAUGAAGGGCUAGGGGAAGAAGAAGAGCCGAUCGAGGAAGAGUUCGAGGAGGAUGAGGAAGAUGAUGAUGGGAGCUUCACUGUACACUUCGCACAUCACGGCAGGAAGGAAAGUGAGUACGGUUUACUCGUAGAAUCGUGUCCAAUAUUGAAAAAGUUGCAAGCAUUACUCGUUGCCUAA